AUGCCUGCCGACCGCCUGGACACGAUACUCUGCGUCGGAGACUCUCUGACGGAGCUGUCGUGGGAUGAGAAGGGUCUCGGAGCGUCGCUCGCUCACCUGUACCAGCGAAAGCUAGACGUCAUGAACCGUGGUCUGUCAGGCUACAACACGGACUGGGCGCUGGCAUGCCUGAAGAAGUGGCUCCCCCUGAAAGACUCAGAUGCGCCCAAGACGCAGAUUAUGACGAUCUGGUUCGGCGCAAACGACGCCACGCUCGAAGGCGAGCUCCAGCACGUCCCCCUCCCCCGCUUCCGCGACAACCUGCGCCAAAUUGUCUCGCUCGUGCGCGACCCUUCCUCUCCUCACUACUCGCCUGAGACCUCCGUCAUUCUCAUCACUCCUCCGCCCUUCCACCCCGAGUCGUGGCUCGAUGAGCGGGAGCGGCGCGAGCUUCCUCGAGUUUACGACCGCGACCCGGAAAACACGAAGCGCUACGCCGAGGAAGUCAAGAGUCUCGGGCAGGAGCUGGGCGUUCCGGUGGUCGACGCAUGGUCUGCAGUAAUGCGCGAGGCCUCGAAGCCCGAAGUCGGGCUCGGGAAGCUCUCGAGCUUCUUCACAGACGGCUUGCACCUGAACGCUCAGAGCUACGCGUACAUCGUCGAGGAGCUCAAGAACGUGAUUGCCAAGAACUAUCCGGAGAAGCACUGGGAGAAGCUGCCGAUGCUCUACCCAUAUUGGCGCGAUGUUCCUGCCGGGGCUCUCGGUCCCGAGUUUGACCAGACGCAGAAGGCCGUGGCGGAGACAGCAGCAAAGGGAACCGACCCGUUCUAG
Molecule: messenger RNA, 810 nt
Organism: Rhodotorula toruloides NP11
Lineage: Eukaryota; Fungi; Basidiomycota; Microbotryomycetes; Sporidiobolales; Sporidiobolaceae
Product: GDSL Lipase/Acylhydrolase family protein
Exons: 6
Coding region: 1-810 (269 amino acids)
Source: RefSeq, a predicted model, not a curated record